GCUGCCGACGCCUCGCCGCGAACAUGUGGCCGUCGUCGCUGUUCGUCUCGGCGCUGCUGCUGGCCACGCGCGCCGCAGGAUCAGUCAACUCAGUGACAGGAUCUCGCCAAAGACGCUACGUCUGCCCAGAUAUGUUUGUCCGCAAUGGUAACAGUUGCUACUACUUGAGUCGAUUUAUGGCAACUUGGCACGAUGCCCAUUUUAACUGCCGGGACAUGGGAAGCCAACUAGCUCGCUUGGAGAAAAAGUGGGAAGAUCGCAACAUGCGAGCCUACCUCAACAGGACUGAACUGGCACGCCUGGAACGAUGGAUAGGAGGUAUUUACGACUGGGAGUCACGCAUGUGGAUAUGGGGUGCAACUGGGCAGCGUGUGGUAUACCACGGCUUCUCCAGACGACGCCCCGGAGAAAAUCAUCGAUGGCACUGCAUAGUUCUCGAUCCCACCAUGUUCUACAAAUGGGGCACACGCAACUGCUACGCACGGAAGCACUACAUUUGCGAGACACCGCUGAAGAAAAUCAAGCCACCUCAGCCAAUAGCAACAGUAGUUCCUGACACCGACAAACCAUUCAGCAGGGGACGAGGGAGGGGUAGAGGGAGAGGUCGCGGAAGAGGCAGGGGGCAGGGGCGGGGCCAAGGGCGCGGCCGCGGUCGCUACCAGGGGAGGCAGAGCUGGAGGCGCAAGACGGCCACUACCCUCUCCCCUGUCCCUGUGAGGCCACUACUUGACAACAACCUGUAGCUGGGACUGCCUAAAGAGCGGCAGUGCUGCUGCCACAGGUAUAUGGCACAGGGUAGCAGUGUGCACGUGUCAUCGCAGCUACAGUCCACUGGUUAAUUCGACAGUGGACAUCAGUAACUGUGCGCUAAAUGGCCGACCUGCUCCAGUGUCAUUGACAGACUGUGCUAUGUGGUGACCUACUCUAGUCAGUGGCUCGUGCUAGUCAAGAGGGGCAUCAAUACACCACUACAUUUCAUGUGCCUUACCCUUUCUUGAGGCACGAGAAAACUUUGAAUGAUACACAACAAGUGUGCAAACUAAUGAUAAUUAAGCAAACUUGCUUGAUGGGUCGUACGGCUGAGAUGUCCACAGCCACAACGUAAUUAUCUGUAAGAUUACUGGCAUUUUAAGCCGUUUACUGUGUACAGACUUGCAAAAAAUAUUUAAUAGCUCACGAGAAGACAUUUGCGUCUAACAUCAAAGUCAACCCUUUUUGAAAAUGAUGUAUAAUCUCUAACUUCUCAUCCUCAUCACUAAUAUGCAGUGCAAAGUUCCUAUCAAGCAAAUAAAUAUUGUAGGAGAGAACUUCUAAUUCGAUUAACAAAAUUAUCAAUCUCAUUUGGUUUCAGUGAACUUUAAGUGGAUGAUAAAGAUAACUGUUUUUAACGCCAUAAAAAGAUCGACCGGGAUUGGAAAUUUCAUGAAAAAAUCUCAGCUUAGUAUUGUUGUUGGCUAAUUGCCAUGUAAAAUAUUAAAAAUUAGUAAUGGUCAAUACAAUGCAGGAGGAUCACGACAUUUCAUAUGAAGAAAAUUACCAUGUUCAAAAUUCAACAUCCAAUGCAAAAUUGCUGACACAAGAAAUGAGAUGCUUUUUCAAGACAAAUAACGAUCCACAUUUGCAGAGUAUUAUAUUUGAGAUACAUUAAUACUAAAUAUUCGAAGGAAUAACAAUACUCAUUCAGCAAUUAUAUAUAAACAGCAUUCAGUAUAAUAAAAUAUUUAAAUGGAGUUUGAAAUCCAAGUAAUCAAUUUCUCCACUUUUUUUAAGUCAUAUACUAGUAAGCUCGUAACAAAAUCACUUUUGCUCUACAGUGAUAAGAACAAAUGACACAUACACAGUUAAAUUAUAUGAAACCACACUUUUAAAUAUAUAGAUGGCAAAUAAAAAUGCUAAUACACUUUUAAGAAGGUUACAAACAUUCUAUAAUAAGUGCAUAUUUGCUCUCAGAACUCCAUCAACGGUGUUUUUAACCAGCACAUAAUAAAGGAGGCUGAUAAAUAUUUUCAUAUGAAGCUGUUAUACAUUUUGCAUUUUAUAUUGUUCUUUAAAUCUCUUUCUCGCUCUCUCUCUCUCUCUCUCUUUGUGUGUACAGCUUACAAGUAUGAAUUUAAUACAUCUAACAUUUUCAAGAUUUAUUUUAUUUGUAGAAUUAUAACAAUGUGACAGAUAAAUAUGUCAACAGAGAAUGUCAUUACUGUUAACUGUUAUUGAAUUUGCCACGUAUUCAUUCAGUGCUUGCAAAGCACUCUGUCAACAGUAUUAAUGAAACAAUCACUGCCCAGUCAAAGACAACUAAAUUAAUAUUGAAACCAUAUAAUACUUAGGGCCAAAAGAUGAUAAUUCAGUCACAUUUCCUUACAAAAAACACAUUAAAAUAUGCAUAAGCAUCAGUUUCAUCACAGACAUAAGACUGAAAUAAAUCACAUGUUAAAACAACAAUACUACUAUUUUGCUACUUUGAAUGAUGGUGAUUCACUGACAAUUUGCAAAGGCAAAGUAAAUAGCAGUACUACAAGGUACAAUAUUUUUAAGUUAUGGAACAUCAGCUAUGACUGUAAGUCAUUUGUGGUGUUUCAGUCAAGAACAAAAUAUUCUUAAAUGUUAAUAUAAAAUAUCAGAAGAGUAAUGUUUUUAUUCAGUAUUACUUAACAAUCACUGCCAUUGCUAUAGUAUUUUCUAUAAAAUUUAUUUAAUGUAGUAACAUUUCAAGAAAAAGAAAAAGAGGAAUAAAAAACAUGUAUCCCUAAAGUGUCACUGCACUUAUUAUUAGAAUAUAUGUAACAUCGGACCACAAAGUUUUUAUACAAAUAAAUUUUAAUGUCUCAUUUGUACACAUUUUAGUUAUUAAAUGAGGAUACAUAUGAGAAAAGAAUACAUUGCUUUGAUCCUGUUAUAGAAAUCAUGUGUGCAUUACAUAAAGAAUUACAGUGAAGAGGAACCAUGGGUACAGUUACUGUAUCAGACUUCAUUUAAAUGUUGUUAAUAAACCCAUGCUAAAUGACACAUUUCUGUUGUUGAAUCAGAGGUUGGGAACACGAAAGUGGUAUGUCAGCAAGUUAAAUGUGGCACAGCUGAAGAUGCAGUGUUUCUACAAUACAACCUGUUUUUCACUGGGAGUACUAAC
Molecule: messenger RNA, 3127 nt
Organism: Schistocerca cancellata (South American locust)
Lineage: Eukaryota; Metazoa; Arthropoda; Insecta; Orthoptera; Acrididae
Product: lithostathine-1-like
Exons: 3
Coding region: 24-743 (239 amino acids)
Source: RefSeq, a predicted model, not a curated record